AAAGUUGAAACAAAUAUAUUAAUAUAAAUUUACAGGGUUUGAUUUCAUCGCUUUUUCAACAAUUCAUUCCUAUCGCUGUUCGAUUCUUCUUGGAAGAUUGUCCCGGGGUUACUGCAAUGCUCCGAGUGGACAGUGCAGGGAACAAUAACAAUUCUAACCGCCCACGUAAAGAAAAGAGGCUGACAUAUGUAUUGAAUGACACUGCUGACACAAAGCAUUGUGCUGGCAUAAAUUGUUUGGCUGUGCACAAGUCAUCUGCCUCUGAUGGGUCUGACUAUCUUUUCACUGGAAGCCGCGAUGGCACACUUAAGAAAUGGGCACUUGGUGAAAACACUGCCACAUGCUCUGCUACAUUUGAGUCUCAUGUUGAUUGGGUAAAUGAUACUGUUAUUGCUGGUGACAGUACACUUGUUUCCUGCUCGUCAGACACAACAUUGAAGACAUGGAAUUGCUCAUCUGAUGGAACAUGCACCAGGACAUUUCGUCAACACUCUGACUAUGUUACAUGUCUAGCCGCUGCUGAUAAAAAUGCCAAUAUAGUUACCUCUGGGGGUCUUGGUGGUGAGGUUUUUGUGUGGGAUAUUGAAGCUGCAGUUACUACAACAUCUAAGUCCAAUGAUGUAGUGGGCAAUGAUUGUUCCAAUGGUAUCAAUGGUUCGACAAAUUCAUUUCAAGUGUCAAAUUUACGAACAAUUAGCUCGAGUAACAGCAUUAAAACACACACAUCUCAGUGUCAUGGAUACGUCCCUAUUGCUGCCAAAGGCCAUAAAGAGUCGGUUUAUGCAUUGGCAAUGAAUGAUAGUGGAUCCCUUCUUGUCUCUGGUGGAACUGAGAAGGUUGUGCGAGUUUGCGAUCCAAGAACUGGUUCAAAGAAUAUGAAAUUAAGAGGGCACACAGAUAACAUUAGGGCUUUGCUUCUGGAUUCUACCGGCAGAUAUUGUUUGUCAGGGUCCUCUGAUUCUAUGAUCAGGCUAUGGGAUCUCGGUCAGCAACAUUGUGUGCAUUCAUACGCUGUGCACACAGAUUCUGUUUGGGCACUUGCAAGCACCCCAACAUUUAGUCAUGUUUAUAGUGGUGGUAGAGAUCUUUCUACUCCAGGGGAAAUCACCAGCUGCAACACGGCAGCCUGGUUCAAGCGGGAGAUGAGAACUCCUAGACGAAGAAGGAGGAACAAUAGGAGGCCUCGGAGGAAGCAGCCACCGCACCAGCUGAGUCAAACCCUCGAAGUUGGCUGGGUUGAGACUGGGUUGGGGUUCCAUGGUGAAUACUCAGCU
Hibiscus syriacus is the source of this 1274-nucleotide messenger RNA. Its product is annotated as WD repeat-containing protein 48-like. Gene Ontology annotation, molecular function: ubiquitin binding. The record is from RefSeq and is a predicted model, not a curated record. NCBI's taxonomy places the organism in Eukaryota, Viridiplantae, Streptophyta, Magnoliopsida, Malvales, Malvaceae. The transcript is spliced from 10 exons. The annotation marks the transcript as partial. Gene Ontology annotation, biological process: double-strand break repair via homologous recombination; protein deubiquitination.